Molecule: messenger RNA, 3157 nt
Organism: Paramormyrops kingsleyae
Lineage: Eukaryota; Metazoa; Chordata; Actinopteri; Osteoglossiformes; Mormyridae
Product: inositol polyphosphate 5-phosphatase K-like
Biological process (GO): negative regulation of insulin receptor signaling pathway; negative regulation of peptidyl-serine phosphorylation; negative regulation of glycogen biosynthetic process
Cellular component (GO): endoplasmic reticulum; plasma membrane; cytoplasm
Molecular function (GO): phosphatidylinositol-3,4,5-trisphosphate 5-phosphatase activity; inositol bisphosphate phosphatase activity; phosphatidylinositol-4,5-bisphosphate 5-phosphatase activity
Source: RefSeq, a predicted model, not a curated record
UAAGAAGGAUUACCAACCACUUUUAAAUACGUUUUAGAUAAUUAAGAAUUAAAAUUCUUAUACAUUUAAUCAUAGUUACUGAUGGCUUUAUUAAAGCGAGGCUCAAGACCCGGUAACCCUGCCCAAGAUAAGCUGUUAGAAGAUGGAUGGAUUAUUAAGGUGCAUAAAGUGAAAAAGCAGACAGGAGGCGCAUUUCAUACGACGAAGCCUGUGCAGCUCUCCAGUAACAUUCGUUGUAAUGUCGCUUUAAGCGGCUAGGAGGCGCUCUUGCGCUGGCAGUGGGGUGUUUGCUGAAAGUCGCUGGGGGAAGGACGCUGUACCGAGGUAGGAAACGAAUCGGCGUUUGCCUCCAUCAUGUGAGGCAGCCGACUGCGCCAGACGGUCCGAGCGGGAGAGGCGCACACGGUGCCGGGUCAGAGAAUGGAGGUGGGGUCCUCGGCAGGUCCCCUGAACUCCGCCAGCCUGGGGAAAAACGGCAGCAAAGGCAAGGUCGACUCCUUCAGGCUGCAUGUGGUCACGUGGAACGUGGCUUCCGCAGAACCUCCGGGUGACGUCAGUGCACUGCUUCAGCUGGCUGCGAACCGGCCCCCUGAUCUCUAUGCUAUUGGCCUGCAGGAGGUGAAUUCUACUCCCCUGAAGUUUGUGGCAGACCUGGCCUUUGAGGAUUCCUGGAGCAACGUCUUCAUGACCAGACUAGCAGCCCAGGGCUACAUGAAGGUCAGCUCCAUCCGUAUGCAGGGCCUCCUCCUCCUCCUCUUCUCGCGGCUCCAUCACGUGCCCUUCAUCCAUCACAUCCAGACCACCUACACCCCUACUGGCGUCUUGCGCUACUGGGGCAACAAGGGCGGGGUCUCAGUGCGCUUCUCCUUCUAUGGCCACACCCUCUGCUUCCUGAACUGCCAUCUGGCUGCGCACAUGGACUACGCCUUGCAGCGCGUAGACGAGUUUAAGUACAUCCUGGGCACGCAGUCCUUCAGCGCGGCCGACACGCCCCACGUCCUCGACCACAGGCUGGUGUUCUGGUUCGGGGACUUGAACUUUCGCAUCGCAGACCACGCCACGGGCCUGGUUCAGUCUGCCAUCGAUAACGAGCGCUUCAGUCUGCUAUGGGAAAAGGACCAGCUGACCAUGAUGAAGAAGGAGGACGCCGUCCUGCAGGAGUUCCAGGAGGCACCCCUCAGCUUCAGACCCACCUACAAAUAUGACCUGUUUUCAGACACGUAUGACACCAGCGGUAAAAAGCGGAAGCCGGCCUGGACCGACAGGGUCCUGUGGAGGCUGAGACCGAAGGCCCCACCCACACCCAAGGAAGGUGGGGUCGGAGUGUGCGGGGGGCCGCAGGAGGAGGAGGACGCGAAGUUCCUCUUCAAGGUGGUGCAGGAUGUGUACACCUGCUGCAUGGAGUACAGCUGCAGCGACCACAAGCCCGUCAUCGGCACCUUCAGCCUGGAGCUGCAGAAGAAGGUGGGGGUACCGUUGGCGCGCUUGCGUGCCGAGGGCGAGUGGAGUGCAGACGCUGACGCUUUGCUAACCUACAGCGUCAUGGAAUCCUUCCCCGCCAGCGCCUGGGACUGGAUCGGCCUCUACGCGGUAGGUUUCAGGAGUGUGCAGGACUACAUCAGCUACACGUGGGUGAAGGAUGCGGAGGUGUCCCACAGCGAGGAGCUGAUACAGGUGUAUGUGAGCAAGAACGAAAUACCAGUCAGGGGUGGCCAGUGUGUGCUUGGAUACUACAGCAGCAAAAUGCAAUGCAUUGUGGGUCUCAGCCCACCCUUCCAGGUGCACGAGUCGAAGGUGGCAAUGGACGAGGGGGCGGUGCCAGAAAACCAUUACGGAUUGGACUUUAGGGCUGUCAAUUAAAGCAGCUGGAAGUCUCCACUGGCUGCUCGCCCUAAUGGACACACCCUCUCUUUGAGUGGCAUCUUGAUACCACGCCCCACCUGGAAGGGCAUUUAGUGUUUGUACUAUAGGGAAAAGAAGUCAUUUUACUGUUUUAAAUAUGCAAAUUUUAAUAAUUUAGUUUUGAAUACGUAAAAAAAAACUUGAAUAUGUAACCAAAAAUGUAGAGUUUGGACCUCUGGCUUUGAUAAUGGUACAUUCCUGUAGACAGCAAAAUCUAUAGUUAUUUAUUGAGUAGCGUCUUUCAAAGCCGUAAACAUUUAUUUCUUAUGAAGUAUUUCUAUUUAAAAGAAUUCUCAUUCCAUGUUCGCUUUACAAGUCUGACAUUUACGGCGGGUAUCAUGUUGACGUUGGGAGGUGGAAUUAUAGGUGGAGACAAACAGGAAAGUGCGUCAACUGGAGUAGGUCCAGUUAGGUACACUGGGAAAGAAAACAACAAAUGGGGAGAAAAUAAGAGCGGGAAUUAUGCAAGCAGUGUUUAAAGCUGUUAUAUGUAUAUAUAAAACAGCAGGAGAAUUGUUUGUUACUAUUGAAUUGUUUGUUACUACUGAAUUGUUUGUUACUAUUCUUACUGAUAUGCGGAAAUAAGCUUUCGUUUCCCGGACACUGGACACGAGCUGCAGUGCUGCGCGUCUCUGCUCGUCUUCGUUUUGGCUCGCGCGUGCCCGCGAGGUGCGGCUGAUUGUGGGGGAAGCUGCAGUCUAACGUGGCCGUGGGAUUUUUGGGUAAAGCACAGGGGUGACAUUUUGUUUGCUAUAAAAGGAUUAUUUGAUUCGUUCCCCCCUUAGAAGCUGUUUCCACUGUCUUGGAUGGAUUAGUGUCCUCCCAUGACCAGACUCGUCUGUCUAUUUUUAUCAUUGUCCUUCUGCAUCCACGCAGAUAUACGUACGAUGUCUGAAGAAUCCACAUUGAUCUCUCAGUUAAUUAAAAAAAGAAAACGGAGUACAAAUUUAAAAUGCAAUAUUAAACACAGUUUGUAUUUAAUGUUAUUUAACCUUUUCUUAUAUGAUUACCAUAGGAGCUCAUUAGUCAUCUCUCUACAUUUGCGUUGCCUUUUAAAUUAAAUGUUAUUAAAGAACGCAGAUUGUACAAAUGAGUUCAUGAUUGUCCCUAUAAUAUUCUUGGUUUAUGUGGUAGUAAUUGUCAUGCUGUUGCUAUUGUUAUUUUGGUAAUGACUUUAUAUAGGUCUUGUACAAAAGCAGUCUCACUACCGACCUUAUGUUACAGCUGAUGGCUUGUUAUUAAAACAGAAAAGCAA